Molecule: messenger RNA, 2919 nt
Organism: Vicia villosa (hairy vetch)
Lineage: Eukaryota; Viridiplantae; Streptophyta; Magnoliopsida; Fabales; Fabaceae
Exons: 9
Coding region: 1-2919 (972 amino acids)
Biological process (GO): proteolysis
Molecular function (GO): aspartic-type endopeptidase activity; nucleic acid binding
Source: RefSeq, a predicted model, not a curated record
AUGGCCGAAGACCCACCUCCUGUGGAAAGGCUUUUAGGUGAUUAUGGGAGAGAAAAUGCACCUCUUGGCCGGAUGACAAUUGUUAACCAACCGAAUUUUGUGAAUGGUCUUAAGCUUAAGACUAAACAACUAAUUGACACAGCUGCUGGUGGUUCAACGAAUUUUAAAACAGCCACUGAGAUAAAGAAGAUCAUUGAUGCUAUUGCAGCAAAUGAACACUUAGAGUUGUAUGACCGUAGUGUAAAUCAACCAGAAGGGCUAGUUGAUUUGAAGUUGUCAAAUCAAGUUGUUAAGAUGGAAGAUCAGAUCGCAGCUGAAGUUGAGCGUAGAUUAAAACAAAUGGCUCUUGAGAAACAAAAGGUGGCUCAAGUUCAGCCGGCUCAACCGAUUCAAGCAGUGAAUUGUGAAAUAUGUGGAGGACCUCACUUUGCCGUGCAUUGUGUGAUGAGUCAAAUAGCACAACAAUUGGCAAGUCCUCAGCAACCUGGUGCUCUACCUAGUGCCACGGUUACGAAUCCCAAAGACCAUAAUAAUGUGAGCGCUAUAGUAACUAGAAGUGGUAAAGCGAAAGAAGUUGUGGAGGAGAGUGCUGAAGAAGAAGAGCCAUUGCUUGAAGUGGAUGUAGAAAUAAAAGAGAAUGAGGUAGAAGCGGAAGACUUAGGUGUGUUGGAACCAACAACUAAAGGGAAGACUAGUGAACAAAAACCGGCAAUUAAAUUACCUUUUCCAACAAGAAAUAAGAAGAAGGGGGAGCAUGAGAAAAAUUUUGAAAAAUUCCUGGAGAUGUUUAAGAAACUUGAGUUAAACAUUCCAUUCCUGGAGGGUAUGAAGAUUCCGGUGAAAAAGAAGGACCGAGGCUCUGUAACUAUUCCUUGUACCAUUGGGGAUAGAUCAUUUAAAAAGGCUCUUAUUGAUUUAGGAGAAAGUGUAAGCCUUAUGCCGCUGUCCAUCUACAAGAGAUUGGGAAUUGGUAAAGUUCAAGAUACAAGAAUGACACUCCUAUUUGCAGAUCAUUCCGUAAAAAGACCUUACGGGAUAGUAGAAGAUGUGCUCGUCAAAAUUGACAAGUUUGUGUUUCCAGUGGAUUUUGUAAUUUUAGAGAUGCUAGAGGAUGAAGAAAUUCCGAUCAUUUUGGGGAGACCAUUCUUAGAGACCGGGAGAUGUUUGAUAGACAUAGAAGAAGGCACGAUGACCUUAAAGGAUGAUGUUGCUACUAGUCAACAUAUUGAGGUGAUUGAUCAAAUUGUUAGCAAUGAGAAUGCUUUGAAGUUACAACAAUUACCCUUAGAAAGAGUGUUGAGUUUAUCAAUUUUUAACGAAGCUGAAGAGGUUGACGAAAAAGAGAUAGAAGUGUUGAAGAUGAUGGAAGCAAAACCUUUCAUUAAAAGUUCUCGACAAAAUCAGUGGGAAGAUCUAAGGCAACCGUUAGUAGAGGAAAAGAAAGAUGAACCAAAAAAGGGGGCUGAAUUGAAACAACUACCGGAAAACCUCAAAUAUGUCUUCCUAGACACAGAAAGCAAAUGUCCAGCUAUCAUAAACUCACACCUUGAAGUUAUCCAAGAGAACAGACUUGUUGAAGUUUUGAAAAAGCACAAAGGUGCCAUGGGAUGGUCGAUUGACGACUUAAAAGGUAUUAGUCCUACAGUUUGCAUGCACAAAAUUCUCAUGAAGGAUGAUCACAAACCUGUAGUCCAACCUCAAUGGAGGUUGAAUCCGACAAUGAAAGAAGUUGUCAGAAAAGAAGUGGUGAAACUAUUAGAUGCUGGGAUGAUCUACCCUAUAUCUGAUAGUGCUUGGGUGAGUCCUGUUCAUGUAGUUGCGAAAAAAGGAGGAACUACAGUGAUAAAAAAUGAGAAAAAUGAGUUAAUCCCUACAAGGACAGUAAUAGGGUGGAGAGUUUGCAUUGAUUACAGAAGGUUAAAUCUGGUGACCAGAAAGGAUCACUUCCUGUUACCUUUCAUAGACCAAAUGCUGGAAAGAUUAGCGGGUCAUGACUACUAUUGUUUCCUCGAUGGGUAUUCGGGGUACAAUCAGAUAGCGGUCGCACCAGAAGAUCAAGAGAAGACGGCCUUCACUUGCCCGUUUGGUAUUUUUGCUUAUAGAAGGAUGUCAUUCGGGUUCAUAAGAGACUUUUCUAAGAUAGCCAAACCCUUAACUACUCUUUUGGUUAAGGAUAAAGUUUUUACUUUUGACAAUGAGUGUGCCGUAGCAUUUGAAACAAUUAAGAAAAAACUGGUGUCAGCACCAAUUGUUGUGGCCCCGGAUUGGUCUCUUCCUUUCGAGAUCAUGUGUGAUGCAAGUGAUAUUGCAAUGAACUACGCAACCACUGAAAAAGAGUUGCUAGCUGUUGUUUAUGCAUUUGAUAAAUUCAGUCAAUAUCUGUUGGGGUCCAGAAUUCGUGACAAGAAAGGGUGUGAAAACACAGUAGCAGACCACCUUUCUCGAAUGUCACCCAAUGAGGAAACAGAAGAAAAACGUCCAAUAAAGGAUGAAUUCACAGAUGAACACAUCCUUGCUGUUAUUGGUGUACCUUGGUUCUACUUAUGGGAUGACCCAUUCCUAUACAAGAAAGGAAUAGAUGGUUUGGUCAGAAGAUGCGUACUAGAGGAGGAACAAAGGGGUGUACUAAAAGCUUGCCAUGACUCAGACUAUGGGGGACACUUUAGUGGUGAUAGAACUGCUGCAAAAGUCUUACAAUCUGGGUUAUACUGGCCGACCUUAUUCAAGGAUGCUCAUCAUGUCGUUCGAGAAUGCGACAGAUGUCAAAGAACAGGUAACAUCUCAAAGAGAAAUCAGUUGCCCCAGAAUGCUAUGUUGGAAGUGGAACUGUUUGAUUUAUGGGGGAUUGAUUUUAUGGGACCUUUUCCACCGUCUUUCGGGAAGAAUUAUAUAUUGGUGGCAGUCGACUACGUGUCAUAG